AUGAUCGGUCUCCCUAAUUUGUACGUCGGCUUCGCCGAAAGCCAUGUCGAGCUGUAUGUGAAGAAGGGCAAGCCCGAGAAGAUUUCGCGCGAAAAGGUCGAGCUCCAGCUGCUCAACGAGAUCGAAAAGGCCACAUUUCCCAUCGAGUACAAGAUGAGCUGGUACCAAGCAGUGCUCGCCUCUCCAAGGUUCGACGCCUACUGGCUGGGUGUCUCUAUGCGUCACGAGUUGCCCGAGUCAUGCACCGCGCGCUUUGCUCCCGACCAAAAUCUUGUCGAGUUUGAAGCUCCUACCGACGAUGAAUUCGGAGAAACCCUCGAGGACAAUGAUGAAGAAGAGAUUCACCAUGAUGUCACUGCAGCCAAAGCUAUCUCUCCAACAAGCGUCCCCCAAACACCAGCCCUUACCACCGAUCACGGAUCUCGACCAUCCACUGCCGACUCCGACGAUAGCUCUCAAUCAUCUAGCUCUGAUUGGGAUGUCGGGAUCGACGCAGCAGCUAUUCCACAAAUCAAGCGCACUAUUCCGAAGUGCAAUCGAUGCACCCAAAAGGGACACGAUACUCGUUUCUGCCCUGAGAAUACGGAUGACCCAGAUAUCGAGUGGGAGUCAGACGCCAGCUCCCAAGUUGCAGGAGGACACGAAGCCAAGGAGUACGCCAAGCGCGUUAGCGCUGGUCUCCCAAGGGGUCCCAAAACUGUCAAAGAUCCUCUCCACGGAUCGCACGAGCUCGAUGCAACUCCUCGCGCUCAAUUGGGUGACGGAGAUGGCCUAGCUCGCGAAGAAGGAGAUGAUGGCUCGUACGAGGAGUUGCCAUCGAAGGAGAAAGGAAAGGGCAAAGCCACAGCAACACCCACUGUCAAGGGUGCAUCAAAGCCUACGGGAGUCACGAAGAACAAGGCAACGCCUAAGAAGAAGGAGCAGACACCAGCCCAGCUCAAGACAGCUGCAGCCAAGACACGUGAACCCCCCAAGCCCAAAGCGACCAAGACAGCAUCGGCCACACCUAUCCAAGCACCGAUCACACCAGCGCCCGCAUCCAUCGGCAACAACAAGAAAGCUGAGGCCGCAACUGUGCCUAGCGAGCGAGACAAGAAGCUAGCGCAGAUCCAAGCAAGCAUGGCCCCGGCUCAAGAGGCAGGAAUCAAGCGAAUGUUGGAGCUAUAUCCCGAGGACGAAGACGACCCGGACUCCCCAGCAACCAAGAAAGCGAAGACUGGCGGUGUUGCGAGUGCGAACGGAGCACGCAAGAAGGCGACUCCCAAGAAGAGCAACAAGAAGAAGGGUCCCGAGGAGUGGGACGGAAUCCCGAGGGGAUUCGGGGAGUACUAA
Letharia columbiana is the source of this 1332-nucleotide messenger RNA. RefSeq lists its product as uncharacterized. Bases 1 to 1332 code for a protein of 443 amino acids. NCBI's taxonomy places the organism in Eukaryota, Fungi, Ascomycota, Lecanoromycetes, Lecanorales, Parmeliaceae. The record is from RefSeq and is a predicted model, not a curated record. The transcript has 4 exons.